CCCUUAUCCAUUGAAAUUUUCUACAACCCAACCUCUCUUAUCUUCAAUGGCGUCUAUGUCUCCCCCGAUCUUCCCUUCCUCCGCUCGCAGCUCUGAUGCAACUCCUCACAAACUCACCUACGCAACCCCUAACUUCAGCACCACCUCCCGAUUGAACCGACGAUCAAACUAUUCAUCCACUCGAUUCGCUCAAUCUCUAUCUAGGGUUUCGGAUUCUUCGACUUUCUGUCGAUGUCAAAAGAACAACGAUAUGGGCAACAGCAACAGCAGCAGCAGGGACGACGAAAGCCCUGGCCGAUGGGAUUCGGGGUUUCAAGAGAAUGUUAGGAAUAUGAUCAAGUGGUUCGAUGAUUACAUGGAUGGAUAUCGUAAGACUCAUCUGGAAAACAUCAAAAUGAAGAAGGAUGAUUCUGGUGGUGAUGGUGUGAAGAAAGAAGCUGAGGUGGUGAUGGAUAGUGAUGGUGAUGAAGAUUGGGAUUGGGAACGGUGGAAGAAGCAUUUCACGGAGGUUGAUGAGCAGGAACGUAUUGUUUCUAUCUUGCAGUCGCAACUAAACCGUGCCGUUGUUAAAGAGGACUACGAAGAUGCUGCCAGGAUUAAGGUGUCAAUUGCUGCAGCUGCUACUAAUGACACUGUUGGCAGGGUGAUGUGUCGCCUGAAUAAAGCCAUAAAGGAAGAGCAUUACAAGGAUGCAACAUUUGUACGAGAUUAUGCUAGUGCAGGUUUGGUGGGGUGGUGGGCUGGAUUCUCAGAUGAUAGCAAAGACCCAUAUGGUCGUAUUAUCUGUAUAAGUGCAGAACAUGGAAGGUAUCUUGCAAGAAGUUAUAGCCCCAGGCAGCUUGCCAAGGCUGCAGAUGGUUCCCCUUUGUUUGAGGUUUUUAUUACAAUGAACGAGAAAGGAGAAUACAAACAUCAGGCUGUAUACUUGAAGCGGAGCGAGGUUCCUACAGAUUUUCCAAUUGCUUCCUCCAAGUUGUCAGAUCUUAUUAGUAGCGUCAAUCCACUGGACUCCAUCGGUGACAAAGGUGAUUUAUUUGCAAAAGAUAGUGAAGAUACAGAGGAUGUUGAAGAUGAGGAUGAUAGUUCUGAUAUGGCUGAGGAAUAUGGUUUUGAGAAUAUCAUGCGAGAUAUGAUUCCUGGUGCAAAAGACCUGAAAAUCAAGGUGAUGAAUUUGAUACCACCAGGAAAAAUAGACAGGGAUUUAAUAUCAAAGGUGGUUGAACAAAUAAUGGAGGAAGAUGAAGAUGAUGAAGAUGAUGAAGAAGAGAAUGAUAAAGAGUUGGAGAACAUGAAUGAAGUCACAGAUGGAACUGAUGUGGUGCAAAUUGAUAUUGAUUUCGAUGGUGCUGAUACAAUAAUCGAUGGUGAAGGUAAUGGUCAAAUUGCAGUUAAGGUCGUAGUUGGUGAUCUGGUACAGAAAGUUUCCAAUGACACAUCUCAUAAAGAUUUGAUUCGAGUACCGGCAAAGCUAGAAAAGAAAAGCCACUCGUCAUUCACUUUCUCUAUAGAGAAAGAAAAACAACAGGUUUCUUCUGGCAGUGCACAAUCUCCGAGGCACGGUGAUGCUAGACUUGGAGGUAAUCGUAGAAUAGACAGUGUUAUGCUUGAUCUUGCCAAGUCCAUUGGAAGAGGGAAGAUACCCAUGAAGGUGCUUAAAGAUGUAAACCAGUUGAUAAAUCUCACCCUUAAUCAGGCUCAAAGUCGUCAGCCUCUGUCUGGAUCUACAACAUUCAACCGAAUCGAGCUUCCAUCAUCAGGAGAUCCUUUAAAUGGACUGUAUGUUGGUGCACAUGGGAUUUACACUUCCGAGGUCAUUCAACUAAAGCGUAAAUUUGGUCAGUGGCAAGAGGAUGGUAGCAUGAAAGAGUUCUCAAAUCUUGAGUUUUAUGAGUAUGUAGAAGCAGUCAAGAUUACUGGGGACCCUUAUGUUCCAGCUGGUCAGAUAGCAUUCCGUGCAAAAAUUGGAACAAAGUAUCAGCUUCCUCAUAGAGGGAUCAUCCCAGAAGAAUUUGGAGUGAUUGCUCGAUAUCGAGGACAAGGGAGGCUUGCUGAUCCAGGAUUUCAAAAUCCUCGAUGGGUGGAUGGUGAACUUGUUAUUCUAGAUGGAAAGUACAUCAAUGGAGGUCCUGUUGUAGGCUUUGUAUACUGGGACUCUGAGUACCAUUUCUUGGUGUUCUUUAAUCAGUUAAGGCUGCAGGGGUAGAUUCUCUUUGUACAUGAAGUUUCACAAAUCAUUUUUCUACCUGAUUUAGAUUUUGUAGUGUCAGAUGACUUGUGUUUCCAUCGAGUCCUAAGAGUGGAGCAGGAAAGUGUAUACCCCUUGCUUUUAAACUACAUAGUCCACCGUCACUCAACUGACAAAUGUAAUUAUGAUCUUUCUGAAGCAUUAGUGCAUGCGACGUAAGUAGGGUAACCUUGAGGUAGAGUCGAUUUUGGGUGGCUACCAAAGUUCCAUGAUCUAGGAUUGUUCGGCCUCUUGGUGCUCUUUAUCAGUGAUAUCGACACCUCAUUUGCUGUAUGUAUAGUAAUUGCUGUAUGCCAAAUCUAAAUUAACUGGUCGUCAUAGAUUUGAAUAAAGUCGUGCAUAGAACGCUGAAAUCUUUGCUGCA
Cynara cardunculus var. scolymus (artichoke) is the source of this 2609-nucleotide messenger RNA. RefSeq names its product protein EXECUTER 1, chloroplastic-like. Gene Ontology annotation, cellular component: thylakoid membrane. Gene Ontology annotation, biological process: singlet oxygen-mediated programmed cell death; response to singlet oxygen. The transcript is spliced from 12 exons. The coding region runs from base 47 to 2203 and encodes 718 amino acids. Lineage: Eukaryota; Viridiplantae; Streptophyta; Magnoliopsida; Asterales; Asteraceae. The record is from RefSeq and is a predicted model, not a curated record.